This is a messenger RNA of Aspergillus calidoustus, 1350 nucleotides long. NCBI's taxonomy places the organism in Eukaryota, Fungi, Ascomycota, Eurotiomycetes, Eurotiales, Aspergillaceae. The record is from the annotation of a GenBank genome assembly.
AUGCAGUACGUCCGAAGUAUCAGUGGCUCCGUCUCCAAGACGUGGAAUUCGAUAAAUCCAGCCACAUUGAGCGGAGCCAUCGAUGUGAUUGUCAUCGAGCAGGAAGAUGGAACCCUUGCAUGUUCGCCUUUCCAUGUCCGCUUCGGCAAGUUCUCUCUGCUCCGCCCGUAUGAAAAGAAGGUCGAAUUCAAAGUCAAUGGAGUCAAACAAGAAUAUGCGAUGAAGCUGGGGGAGGGCGGCGAGGCCUUCUUCGUCUUUGAAACGACCGAGGAAAUUCCCGCCUCCAUGCAGACGUCACCACUGGUAUCGCCCGCCGCGAGCCCGAAGAUACAGAGCGAGGAAAAUCUAGCACCAUCAUUGCAAGAACCGGAGUAUCUGGAUCUUGACCAGUCGAAAGGAGCUGUUCAUCCCCCGCUGGUCUCAAGGGGAGCUAGGGCGACCAGUGACCUGGGCUUGGUGACACCUUUAUCUCAGUCUCCGAACGAGUCCACCCUAGGUAGAUCGCGCGAAAACUCAUUCGGUGCGGAACCGACCAAACUAGACCGUGCAGUUUCCGAUGGCGUUCUGCCAGCCGGGGCACACUCCAGCGGCCCUGGUGUAUCCGAUUAUGCUUUCCAGCUACACCGACCUGGGUCCGCCAGUUCGUCCGGAGAUCCCAAUGACAAUCGACGCUCUCAAAGUCCUCCUCCGAUAUCACUACAAGAAGCCGUGUCGCGCGCAUUGUCAUUGUCUCAGAAGCUUUCCUCAUCUAAUAUACCCUCUCGUGUUACCGACGCUGGUGACCUUAUGCUUGACAUGACAGGGUACAAGAGCAAUGAGGAAGACGCACUCCGCGCAGAAGUCGUUGCGCGCAAGAUCCUUUCAGAAGAGCUGGAAGGGAACUAUGAUAUCGGGGCGCUUAUUGGAGCAGACGAGCACGGCAACUUGUGGAUCUAUAGUAGCGAGGAAGCGAAGGAGGCAGCGAAUCGCCGGGCGACAUUUAAUUCCAUGCGACCUAGCUCCGCCAUGAGCGAGAAUGCGAUCUCUGAUCCCGGCUAUCACAGCGACGGUGCCGAGUCUCUUCGAGAUCCGACUUUUCAGACCAGGCAUCACCGCGCAAAGUCCGAUGUUCAGCCUGGAUUUCCCACCCCACCUCUGUCGCCUCCUCAAACUUCUAUGCUUGAGCCAAUUCGCAAUUAUGCAAAAACACUUCGACUCACAAGUGAUCAGCUGAAGGCGCUCAAACUCAAGCCGGGCAUCAACGACAUGUCUUUUAGCGUCAACAAAGCUACUUGCACGGCCAACAUGUAUUUAUGGAGUGGCCAACUCCCGAUUGUUAUCUCGGAUGUUGACGGGACUAUUACCAAGUGA